GCUCCUGGUAACCAAACUGAAAAACCCCAUCACAUUCAUUCUGAGCAUCGCAAACCUUUAGACCGAACCUGGUUAUUACAUGUCAGGGCAACACUUUACGUUUUUAGGGUAGACUUUUAAACUAUAGAGUCCACAACAUUAAAUCUUAUCGAAGAUCUGCUUGCUUACUUUCUUCAUCGCUUUCCUUAAACCAGACCUCAGUGAGCACCAUGACAGAUGCUGCAGUGACACUGAGCAGCAAUGGGGACAGACCACCUGAGACUGACCAACAGCCUAGCAGUCAAACCAGGAAGGGGACAGCUGAUGCAGAUGAGACCCAGCCCUACUACAAGGCUGAACCCAGUCUUGCAGAUUUACCUGCAAAAGAAAACCAAGAUGAAAGCAGAAACACUAAAGGGCACAUACCUGAAGACAAGAAGAUUCUCAAUGAAAACCCAGAAGAGAACCUCUUUGCUGUUCACAAGGCCAUCAGAGAUCUUUCUCUCCAAGAAACGAGUGCUGAGGACAUGGCAUUCAGAGAAGGGCACCCGUGGAAGAAAAUUCAUCUGAGCAGCAGUAACCUGGACAUGAGUAAGCCAGAGGAAAAGAUUGUCCACCAACCUCUAGAACAGAUUGAAGAUGAGGACACCGCCUGCCAGGCAACUGAAAUAGAAUGGCUGGGGUUCCAGAAAUCUACUCAAAUUGAACUGUUGCCUCCUAAAUGUGAUGAGGAACGAGAAGUUUGGAAUGAAGAAAUUAACGAGGAAGAUGUUGAUGAGUGCAUUGAUGAGGAAGAUGAAGUUCGAGUAAUAGAAUUUAAGAGAACACACAGGGAAGGCUCUCAUAUAAUGGAGGAAAGCCGUGCAAGGGAAGACUCCCCACUAAGCAGCCCCAGCUCCCAACCAGGGACCCCAGAUGAGCAGCCAGUGUUAGGGAAGAAGGGAGAUAUCUCCAGGAAUUCUUAUUCCAGAUACAAUACGAUAUCCUAUCGGAAGAUCAGGAAAGGGAACACCAAACAGAGAAUCGAUGAAUUCGAGUCUAUGAUGCAUUUAUAAACUAACUGGGACUGAGAUAUGUCAUGGGCGUUAAAGAAAAGCUAACUUUGCUGUACUGGGCCGUCUUCCUUUGCCUUAUUUUGAGAUGUGCAAGCUUAAUGUCCUUUUCCCCGUAGAGCAAUGUGGAAAUAACCAUAGACAAAAUUUAUUCUGGUAACCUCAAACCGACGAGUUUUAGAUUCAUUUCUGGGUGUUUGCCUUUUAAAAAGUUAACUAAUGUAGAAUCAUGUGUUAAGGGUUGCCCCAGAGGCAAGCCUGGCAUGAUUUGUCUAUAAAAGCAGCAAUAGUAAGAGAGGCAGGCAAGGAAAAGAGAACUGUUGAUGUAACUCCCAUAAUUCUUUUGGUGUUCUUCAGGCCAAUGGGAAGCCUGGAAAUGAGCCCCUCCUCCAGUGAACACAGUUUUUUAUAUAGAUUCUUGCCCUUUUUUUUUUGGAUUUUUUAAUUAUUAUAAAAAAAAUACGGUCUCUUAAGUCAUUUUCCUUGGCAUCUACUGAGUGAAAAUUCAACAGAUCGCCUUUCUAGGUGUCACCAUUCAGUGAAUUUCCUCACUAAAAGGCCGAGCAGUUGACAGUGAGAAUUCUGUAUGCUAAGUUUUGGCUUUAUGCUUUCAAAAUGAAUGAAAUCCAUUGUGAAGUUGAUACAAGGAGGGUCUAGAUGACUGGUGAGCAAUAGACUAGAGAAUUGUAUUGGAUGGUUUUGUUUUUGUUACCGAAAACAAAUCUGUCUAGCACAAUGAAAAUCAUUAAAUAUAAAAAUGGCAAUUUUAGCACAAUUUUAGAAAAUGCCCUACUCCAUUACCACACUUUCUUGUGUUAACAGUAUCUCAGAACCGUUUUCUCUGCUUAGAAAUGAGAGACAAUGGCAGUCAUAACUGUACUAGUUACUAUGAAAGUGGAAAAUAAUUAUCGUAGACUAUUUUAGAAGUAGGGUGUGAGCAUGUAUUUUUAGUGAAAAAGCUGAUAGUUGUGGGGAAUAUAUAAUUUUUUGGACCAAAGCCCAAGUCAAGAAGCUUAAAAUUGCACUUGUGGAGCUCCUCUCGAACCAACAUGUCAAAUAAUGCGUUGAAUAUUUAUGAAAAGGGGAUAUUUAUACUCUUGGAUAGUUUAUUCCACAAAUUUUCAUUUUGUGCUUCUGUAUAUAUUGCUCUGAACUUUUUGUUACCACAGAUAAAAAUAUCUUUUGGCUCCAAAUAAAAAGACAAUUCCUUAUUGUCUGAAUGUAAUACAGUCUUCAUUGUGCUAUUCAACCCAUUGUUGUUGCUGUUUUUAUCCUCGUUCUCUGUAAAAGCCUGGGUUAGUCCUACUUGGAAGAUUGCUUAUUUAUGUGCAGCAAAUCCCACACAUUCUCAUAGCAAGUUCUUUAAUUCUUCCUGGUCAUAUAAUAUACUUCCACAGUAUCACCUAUUAUUACCGAGUGUUUAAAAGUUUGGAAUUUGAUUAAAGUGCUUCUUUUCUUCUUCUAACCAAUCCUUUACAACCCGAACAAGUAAAAGAUCUGUUACUCUUCACGUGUUGAGCCUGCUAAUUUCAUUUAGGACAAAUGUGAGAUCUCUAACUAAAAUAAGAAAAAAAAUUACCUUUAUUGAUAGAGUUGGCUAGGAGAUUGAUGGACUGGGGCAAUUUCCAGUUCUAAUUUAGGUCCUCUGAUCAUUCUCCAGUGAAACCCUGUUUGCUUUUCUGGAUUUCUGAUGAACCUUGCUAUUUCCUGCUUAACCUCAAAGCACAAUGUAAUGUAACAUUGUUGACCUACCCACAUGACAGCUUGUUUGCUAGAUGGAGACAAUGAGUUACUACGGAGUUCAAGCAAGAUGGUAUACGGCUGACAGGCAUGACAAAGCUAUUGGCUUCUAUGGUGCCCCAUAACCUUGGACUUCUCAGCUGUGUCCUCUUACCACACUUUCACCAAUUAUGAAACAUUGUGUCCACAAAGACUGUUUUAAGGUGUGGUCAACUGGAAAGUCGUUUACACUCAUGGAUAAGACAAUGCAGCAGCCAGAGAGCAUUAGUAGCAUUCUUUGGUAUCCCUGUACAUUGCCAUAUCCUAUCACAGUAGAGCAGGAUGAUAUUUGAAUCUUAGAAAUCUGGAAAGAACAAAGGUCUUGCUCCAGGUUGCAGGAAGUAUUAUAGUAUAUUUUAAACUCAUCUGGGUCACUAUCAGAUGAUAGCCACUCGUGAAGAGUUAGCUGAGAUUGUGAGAUUGAAGAUUCAGGGGUGGUAAGGAUUCUGGUACCUGAUACCUGAUCGGGAUGAUGUGAAUGCUGUCAUUUCUUAAAUGACUUAAUUCUCUUUUGGUGUCAAUGAAUGGGAAUUACUGAAAGUUUUAUUUUUUUAUGUAAAAAUGAAAUUUACCUUUAAUUUAAUACUAUAUUUGAAGACAUGGAUUUUACAAGGUUCAGUUUGUUUCUAUCUGUCUGUCUAUCUAUCUGUCUACUAUCUAUCUAUCUAUCUAUCUAUCUAUCUAUCUAUCUAUCUAUCUAUCUUCUAUAUAUCAUAUACCUACCUACCUUUCUAUUAUCUAUCUAUCUACCUGCUAUUAGAUAAAGAACUUCCUUGUCUGAUUUGCUUUCAAUAAAAGUUUGUGUUCUUUGUU
Molecule: messenger RNA, 3623 nt
Organism: Meriones unguiculatus (Mongolian gerbil)
Lineage: Eukaryota; Metazoa; Chordata; Mammalia; Rodentia; Muridae
Gene: Ermn
Product: ermin
Exons: 3
Coding region: 210-1034 (274 amino acids)
Biological process (GO): regulation of cell projection organization; regulation of cell shape; actin filament organization
Cellular component (GO): neuronal cell body; paranode region of axon; internode region of axon
Molecular function (GO): actin filament binding
Source: RefSeq, a predicted model, not a curated record